AUGGUGGACAAAAGUCCUCCUCUUUCCUUCGAUGGUGUUGCAAUUCCUGUCUGGGAUGCAGUUACUUUUGAUGAUGUACAUGUGAACUUCACUGAGGAAGAGUGGAAUUUGCUGGAUCCUUCCCAGAAGAAUCUCUACAAAGAUGUGAUGUUGGAAACCUACCUGAACCUCAAAGCUAUAGGCUGUAAUUGGGAAGACCAUCAUCUUGAAGACCAUUUUCAAAGUAUUAGAAGACAUGAAAGGCAUGUAAGAAGAUAUACUGGAGUGAAACCCUAUGAGUGUAAUAUAUGUGGUAAAGCCUUUACAAGAUCCAGUCAUCUUAAAUAUCAUAAAACAACACAUACUGGAGAGAAACUUUAUGAAUGCAAUCAAUGUGGUAAAGCCUUUGCAAGACCCAGUUAUCUACAAAGACAUAAAAUGACACAUAUUAGAGAGAAACCUUAUGAAUGUAAUCAAUGUGGUAAAGCCUUUGCAAGACCUGGUGAUCUCCAAUAUCAUAAAAGAACACAUACUGGAGAGAAACCUUAUGAAUGUAAUCAAUGUGGUAAAGCCUUUGCACACAACAGUGAUCUCCAAAGACAUAAAAGAACACAUACUAGAGAGAAACCUUAUGAGUGCAAUCAAUGUGGUAAAGCCUUUGCACAGCGCAGUCAUCUCCAAAUACAUUAAAGAACACAUACUGGAGAGAAACCUUAUAAAUGUAGUCAAUGUGGUAAAGCCUUUGCACAGCACAGUAAUCUCCAAUAUCAUAUAAAAACACAUACUGGAGAGAAACCUUACGAAUGCAAUCAAUGUGGUAAAGCCUUUGCAGUACCCAGUCAUCUCCAAUAUCAUAAAAGAACACAUACUGGAGAGAAACCUUAUGAAUGUAAUCAAUGUGGUAAAGCCUUUGCACAGCACAGUGAUCUCCAAAGACAUAAAAGAGCACAUAAUGGAGAGAAACCUUAUGAGUGCAAUCAAUGGGGUAAAGCCUUUGCACAGCGCAGUCAUCUCCAAUAUCAUAAAAGAACACAUACUGGAGAGAAACCUUAUAAAUGUAGUCAAUGUGGUAAAGCCUUUGCAACAUGCAGUCAUUUCCAAAGACAUGAAAGAACACAGCUACUACAGAGAACUUAUAAAUGUAGUCAAUGUGGUAAAGCAUUUUCAAAAGUAAGUAAUCUCCAAAGGCAUGUAAGAAGUCAUACUGGAGAGAAGCCAUAUGAAUGUAAUCAAUGUGGUAAAGUCUUAGCAAAUCUCAGUAAUCUACAAAGACAUAAAAUGACACAUACUGGAGAGAAACCUUAUGAAUGUAAUCAGUGUGGUAAAGCCUUUGCAAUACUGAGUUAUCUCCAAUGUCAUAAAAUAAAACAUACUGGAGAGAAACCUUAUGAAUGUAAUCAAUGUGGUAAAGCCUUUACAAGACUGAUUAAUCUCCAAUAUCAUAAAAGAACACAUACUGGAGAGAAACCUUAUGAAUGUAAUCAAUGUGGUAAAGCCUUUGCAAGACUGAGUAAUCUCCAAUAUCAUAAAAGAACACAUACAGGAGAGAAACCUUAUAAAUGUAGUCAAUGUGGUAAAGCCUUUGCACAGCACAGUACUUUGCAAUAUCAUAAAAGAACACAUACUGGAGAGAAACCUUAUGAAUGUAAUCAAUGUGGUAAAGCCUUUGCACAGCACAGUACUUUGCAAUAUCAUAAAAGAACACAUACUGGAGAGAAACCUUAUGAAUGUAAUCAAUGUGGUAAAACCUUUGCAACAACCAGUCAUCUCCAAUAUCAUAAAAGAACACAUACUGGAGAGAAACCUUAUGCAUGUAAUCAAUGUGGUAAAACCUUUGCAACAACCAGUCAUCUCCAAUAUCAUAAAAGAACACAUACUGGAGAGAAACCUUAUGCAUGUAAUCAAUGUGGUAAAGCCUUUACAGGUCACAGUACUCUCCAAAGACAUAAAAGAACACAUACUGGACAGAAACCUUAUGAAUGUAGUCAAUGUGGUAAAGCCUUUGCAACACGCAGUCAUCUCCAAAGACAUGAAAGAAUACAGGCUGGAGAAGAGUCUAAUGAAUAUGGUUCUUAUGAUGAUUUGGCAAAGAAUGUUGCCUAUUUCCCUUGUUUGCAUAAUCUCCUAGAGAUUAAGGAUGCAGUGACUUUGGAUGAUGUGCUUGUGACAUUCACUGUGGAAGAGUGGGAUAUGCUGGAUUCUUCCCAGAAGAGUCUCUACAAAGAUGUGAUGUUGGAGACGUACCUGAAUCUUACUGCUAUAGGCUACAAUUGGGAAGAUCAUCAUAUUGAAGAACAUUGUGAAAAUUCUAGAAGACAUGAAAGAUCAGUUUUAGGGUUUGUAUUCGCUGCUGCUGCUGCUGCUGCCCUUAAAUUCUCUAGCGAUGACUCACUUUACCACCGAGAAGUUGUUGAUGGGAUAAGCUAUGAAGACCCCUUGUGUAUGGCUCUUGCCUUAAUAGCCGUCUGUUUCUCUGCAUUCAUAGCUGUGCUACUCUGUGUCUUUGUCAAGCACCAUGACACUCCUAUUGUGAGGGCCAAUAACAGAAUCCUCAGCUCCGAUGCAGUGACUUUGGAUGAUGUGCUUGUGACAUUCACUGUGGAAGAGUGGGAUAUGCUGGAUUCUUCCCAGAAGAGUCUCUACAAAGAUGUGAUGUUGGAGACGUACCUGAAUCUCACUGCUAUAGGCUACAAUUGGGAAGACCAUCAUAUUGAAGAACAUUGUGAAAAUUCUCGAAGACAUGAAAGGCAUGUAAGAAGCCAUACUGGAGAGAAGCCAUAUGAAUGUAAUCAAUGUGGUAAAGUCUUAGCAAAUCUCAGUAAUCUACAAAGACAUAAAAUAACACAUACUGGAGAGAAACCUUAUGAAUGUCAUCAGUGUGGUAAAGCCUUUGCACAGCGCAGUUAUCUCCAAUGUCAUAAAAGAACACAUACUGGAGAGAAACCUUAUGAAUGUGAUCAAUGUGGUAAAGCCUUUGCAAGACUGAGUAAUCUCCAAUAUCAUAAAAGAACACAUACUGGAGAGAAACCAUAUGAAUGUAAUCAAUGUGGUAAAGCCUUUGUAAAACUGAGUAAUCUCCAAUGUCAUAAAAUAACACAUACUGGAGAGAAACCUUAUAAAUGUAGUCAGUGUGGUAAAGCCUUUGCACAGCACAGUACUUUCCAAUGUCAUAAAAGGAAACACACUGGAGAUAAACUUUACGAAUGCAAUCAAUGUGGUAAAGCCUUUGCAAUACCCAGUCAUCUCCAAAGACAUAGAAGAACACAUACUGGAGAGAAACCUUAUGAAUGUAAUCAAUGUGAUAGAACCUUUGCAACAACCAGUCAUCUCCAAUAUCAUAAAAGAACACAUACUGGAGAGAAACCAUAUGCAUGUAAUCAAUGUGGUAAAGCCUUUUCAGGUCACAGUAAUCUCCAAAGACAUAAAAGAACACAUACUGGAGAGAAACCUUAUGAGUGUAAUCAAUGUGGUAAAACCUUUGCACAGCACAGUACUUUCCAAUAUCAUAAAAGGAAACAUACUGGAGAGAAACCUUACGAAUGCAAUCAAUGUGGUAAAGACUUUACAAGACCCAGUGAUCUCCAAAGACAUAAAAGAACACAUACUGGAGAGAAACCUUAUGAGUGCAAUCAAUGUGGUAAAGCCUUUGCAAGACCCAGUGAUCUCCAAAGACAUAAAAGAACACAUACUGGAGAGAAACCUUAUGAAUGUAAACAAUGUGGUAAAGCCUUUUCACAUCAGAGUAGUCUCCAAAGUCAUAAAAGAACACAUACUGGAGAGAGACCUUAUAAAUGUAGUCAAUGUGGUAAAGCCAUUGCAACAUGCAGUCAUCUCCAAAGACAUGAAGGAACACAGGCUGGAGAAGAAUCUAAUUAA
Messenger RNA from Apodemus sylvaticus (European woodmouse), 3855 nucleotides. RefSeq names its product zinc finger protein 433-like. Gene Ontology annotation, biological process: G protein-coupled receptor signaling pathway; regulation of transcription by RNA polymerase II. The record is from RefSeq and is a predicted model, not a curated record. The transcript is spliced from 14 exons. Gene Ontology annotation, cellular component: membrane. Lineage: Eukaryota; Metazoa; Chordata; Mammalia; Rodentia; Muridae. Gene Ontology annotation, molecular function: RNA polymerase II cis-regulatory region sequence-specific DNA binding; G protein-coupled receptor activity; DNA-binding transcription factor activity, RNA polymerase II-specific.